AUGUCUUCGGUUCACUCCCUCUUCAGUAACCAUCCGUCAAGGGACCGAGCAGUAUCUUCCACUUCAUCUCGCCCAUCUGCCUAUCGGAGCAGCCCUGGAGAUGCAUCCAUAAAUCAGGAUGCUCUGGAGAAAAAUAGUCUCGUCCGACCAUAUCUGCUCCUUUCACAAUCGCAGAGAAGUCAUAUCGACAUAUGUGACCCGGCACGUCAUUUCGGGACCGAGGUCCCCAAAAAGGCCAUUCAUAGCCCUCUUUUGUCCUUUUCUAUACUCUCUUUUGCUUCCCGGGACUGGGCGCUCGUCAACGCAAGCGAGGAUGAAUGGAGCACCGAGUAUUGCAGUCGUGCUCUGCAGCUCCUGAUUCCCGCCCUCGACGGGCCUAUUGAAUCUCUCGACGAAAACGUAUUUGCCGCGAUUGUACUACUGCGCCUCUAUGAGGAGAUGAGCGAUUCGGGCACCCAUCUAUUGGGAAGUACACGAUUGCUCAACUCGGCAUCAAGCUUCGCCUGCCGCGGAGGGCUCGGCGAAGCUGCAAGCUGGAUUGUUCUAAGACAACACAUUUACCUAUCCAUCACGAGGUAUCAGCCUAUCCGCAUCGACCUCGACCACUACCUCCGCUCCUCCUCCUUCCACGACUCCAGCCCGGAAUUUCUAACGAACCGCAUGGUCCUUUUGUGCGGCCGGGCCUUGAGUCCUUCACACAACACCCAAGGGCGAUUUGACACCGAGGGCUGGGAGAAACUGCGCAGUGAGGUCAUGAAAUGGUAUGAGUCGGUUUCGUGGCCGCUCAAGCCCAAUGUCGCGCCGUGCUUUGUGGGAGGUGAUACGCAGAGUCUGAAAAGUUUCUGGGUUACGAAACCUGUUCAUGGUACCCCCGGGCCCUUCUGGUUGAUACCCGUGGACACAGUCAUUGCAUAUCAACACUUUUAUUUCGCCAUGUUGCUACUGGCCCUGUACGAACCGCGAAACUGGGUUCCCGGUACCGAGGCUCUUCUGCACAGACCUAGAGUUGAGGAAGCGAUUCAAAACAACUUGAUGAUGAUUGUAAGCUUGGCAAUCAGUAACCCCAAAGUGAUUGUAGCCAGUCUCACAGCCCAUCAUAUUCUUUUCAUUUAUGGCCAAUUUCUCCAGGAGGAGUGGCACAAACGCGCAGUACUAGAAUUCUUGAGACCAUUGUCCAGGAAAUCUGGGUGGCCAACAGGCCAGUUGGUAAUGAAACUACAGGAGUUGUGGCCCAGUCUAUAG
Messenger RNA from Clonostachys byssicola, 1242 nucleotides. The record is from the annotation of a GenBank genome assembly. NCBI's taxonomy places the organism in Eukaryota, Fungi, Ascomycota, Sordariomycetes, Hypocreales, Bionectriaceae.